ACACAGGGUUCUAUAUUCUUCCUUUUCCUCAGCAGAUAAUCAGCACCAUGGAAACCCAGGUGUCCAACGGUCCGAGCGGAACCGGCCUGCCUAACGGGCCAGUCAUCAGCACCAACGGUGCCACAGACGACAGCAAGACCAACCUAAUCGUCAACUAUCUGCCUCAGAACAUGACCCAGGAGGAAUUCAAGAGCCUGUUUGGUAGCAUCGGAGAGAUUGAAUCCUGCAAACUGGUCCGAGACAAGAUUACAGGUAUUCAUGAUGCUUCAGCAGGCCAGAGUUUGGGCUAUGGGUUCGUAAACUAUGUGGAUCCCAAUGACGCAGACAAGGCCAUCAACACACUCAACGGUCUCAAACUGCAGACCAAAACAAUUAAGGUAUCGUACGCCCGCCCCAGUUCAGCUUCUAUCCGUGAUGCCAACCUGUAUGUGAGCGGUCUGCCUAAGACCAUGACCCAGAAGGACAUGGAGCAGCUGUUCUCCCAGUACGGACGCAUCAUCACCUCCCGCAUCCUGGUGGACCAGGUUACAGCAGGUAUAUCGCGAGGAGUGGGCUUCAUCCGGUUUGACAAGCGGAACGAGGCAGAAGAGGCCAUCAAGGGCCUGAACGGCCAGAAGCCCCUGGGCGCAGCCGAACCCAUCACGGUGAAGUUCGCCAACAACCCCAGCCAGAAGACGGGCCAGGCCCUGCUCACCCAGCUGUACCAGACCGCUGCACGCCGCUACACUGGCCCUCUGCACCACCAGACUCAGCGCUUCAGCCUCAUCCCUCCAUUUGGAAAGGGACCAGAUCCAAAUAACAGCACAAAACCAAUACUCGACAAUUUACUAAACGCCAGCUACGGAGUCAAGAGUUCUCCCUCUCUCCUUCCUAGGUUCUCCCCCAUUACCAUCGACAGCAUGACCAGCCUGGCGGGAGUCAACCUGACCGGGCCCACCGGAGCCGGCUGGUGCAUCUUCGUCUACAACCUAUCGCCCGAGGCUGACGAAAGCGUCCUGUGGCAGCUGUUUGGGCCCUUCGGCGCCGUCACAAACGUCAAGGUCAUCCGUGACUUCACCACCAACAAAUGUAAGGGCUUCGGCUUCGUCACCAUGACCAACUACGACGAGGCAGCCAUGGCCAUCGCUAGUCUCAACGGCUACCGCUUGGGAGACCGCGUGCUGCAGGUCUCCUUCAAGACCAGCAAGCAACACAAGGCCUGAGAGAGAGAGAGCUGCUAGCUGACGCCAGCUUCUUCAGCCAGCAGGAAGCGCCACUGAGCUCCCUGUUACUAUCACUCUACAUGGGCCUGGACUGAGUCUCUCUCUCUGAUGCACACUCACCCACACACAGCCCUAUACACAUACAUACACACACUAUCAGACAUGCACACACUAUUAGACAUAUUUACACAUACAAACAUACCCAAAGUCAGAGUUUCAAACAAAUACACUAGUAGAGUUUUUCUUUUCUCUUUACACAACAUGCUAGUCCUUCCCUACGUUUGCCUGGAUUGAAUUAGUGGAGGUGCGUUGGGUAGUUGGUCUCUGGGGGUGGGGGUAAGAGGCCUCGAUGAGGGAGACAGUCUAACGAAUGUGACAGAGAAUGUGCGCUGAGUGCUUUGAUUGAAUUCAGGCAAAUAAUGACAAAAACUGCUGAAACAAAAUUAUCUAAAAUCUAAAAUGAACUACAAAUAUGUGCAAUUUAAACCCCAAACUCUUACCCCAUGAACUAUCCCAUUAUCUUGCUGGAGAGAGUUUAGUCACUUUUUUUUACACUUGGGCAUUUUGAAUCGGUGAUUUUUUUUAGAUCAAAGAAAAUUCAUUAAAAACAGUGUUCUCUUAUAUACGUAUAUUAAAAUAUAACUAUAUAUUCAAUAUUUAAGGUGGUUAUAAUAGCCGAGUAUGUAAGCAUUUUCUAGAAACUUUGACUACUGUUUCCUGGCUCAACAUUAGGUAGGUUGUGACUAGCUUUGGGGCAGUUUCUCUACCCUAUUAAGGACAGAUCCAAUACGAUUUAGGUUAUCAAACUGAACAGAUACUGGUCACAAAGACAAGCAGCCUGAAGGCCACCAUAAUUACACCCUCACUACACAACACAACACAGUCACACAUCAGCCCUGUUAGGGGGAAAACAACACUAGAAUACUGAACAUCACUGACAUCUAAGAAUCGCCCUGUAUUUUUUCACUCUGGUUCUUCUAUUCAGAGUAGAAUGGAUGGAUUCCACCACAAACAGAGCUGUCUGUGUGAACAACGUAGAGCAUUGUCCCAGCUAGUGUUCCCAUGGAGACCGUGUUCAUGUACAAUUCUCUGAGAGACUAGGGACCGUGAGUUUAGAGCAAAGUCAUUUCACCAAAUCACAGAGCCACUUUACCAAAACACCCAACCAGAUAUAACACCCCUCCAAGGGAAUGAAAAGGUUUUUACAAUUCAGUGGAAAUUUCUAAUCACUCUCAUUAUAACCCUGCCUGCCCUGUCAAAAUAGAAGAAACCAAGCCUGCAGAAACCAACAGUGACAAGUUUGUUUAUCUCACAUUGGAAACUCCAAAAACUUUUUUUUGUUGAUUUGCAACAUCUGAUCGGCACUAUCACCUAGCUGGAAUUUAAAAAAUAUCAACAAACCCAUGGAAAUAAUUUAUGACACCCCUUGAGGAAAAUAUAACGACAAAAUAGUCUUGGUGACUGUCUGUUAGAAACAUCAGACAAGACGUUUCAUGGGGAGAGAUAGGAUUAAAAUAUAAAGACAUCUGCAUAUAAUAGAUUAAAUAAGGUAAAGUGUGUUCAAGACAUUUUUGCUUUUCUAAAUAACGCUGUGUUAGCCAAAGAGGACAACCAUCUCUUUGAAAGGAUUACUUUAGAGAUAAAUCUAUUUUUAUACAUACAAAUGAACAAGACCUUGUGCUGAAUUUUUACAGAUUCUUAAAACUCUGAAAAACUGGGACACCGCGUGGCUGUAUUUUAAGCCCUUUGAUCUUUGAGAGAGAGGGAGGAGCGCGUGCAUGCGGUGUAUAGGUGGGGGUCGAGGGAAGGGGGCGAUGAAGAAAAGUUCUCACACAACCUUACUUUUUCAACCACAACCUAUAAACAAACUAUUGAAAUAGCAAAAAAAGAACAUAAACAAAGACAUCGGAAUAGAACAAAUACACAUCAGCACAAACCAAUUCAAUGAUUAGGAAUCAAACGUUACAGAGACAAAUCUGCAUUACUAAUACUGCAAUCUUUGAGUGUAAACUAGACAAACACAUAUCACUUUCUCUGAAGUUGCGUACAGUCAGUGUUGCUUCAAUGAUUGUACAGUGAAGUGUUAUCGCUUUCACAGGAGACACUUAAAUCAGGCUGCAGUAAAGACAGUCAGUCAGGCCCCAUGAUUUGUCCUCACAGACAUCUUGGGCUGGUUCGAAACAGAAAGGCUUGAAGUAGAUUCUCAAUAAAGCCUCCUUUCAAUGCAAAGAUGAUUAGGUAUAUUUGAAUGAAGAUUUAGCCAAAGAAUUUGGAAUAUGAGUGUCAAUAAGAAAUAAUUCAGUCUAUACUAUUACUAACUGCUCCCCUGAUAAUUCUUCUAUAAACCAUUAUCAUUUAUUGCAUGAAGAUCCCUUAUCAUUUUAAAUCCCCAUAGCGCUUGCAGAAAUAUCUGUUGUUCAUAUCAAAUUAUAUCAGAAUGGACUAAUAUCUUUUGGUUAACAUAUCUGUUGAGUAGAUAUAAUUUAGCCCAUUUGCACAGGUGCUUACCACAAACCUACAACAAUGUAAACAAAGAAUUCACCUUUCAGCAAAAACCACGACAGUUCCACACAAGUGUCUCUUGAACCUCAAUACUGUAAUACUCAUACCAUCCGCUCACAAUAGGAAUCCAAUACAUCAGAGUAUGACAGCAUUGUUUCAGUUUAACCCUCAGCCUCUGUCUAACUCUGACCAUUCCAUUUCUUACUGUGCCCCAGUAGUAUAUUGGUGGUGUUCCAACCAAAACAAACAUGAAAGGUCAUACAUUAACACCCUGUCAUAAUCUAACUCCACACCUCCCUUCCCCAUUCAAUCAGUUGUGCCCAUACUCAAGAGAAGGUAGCACAGUAGGACUGAUACAGCAUCACUUUAAGAGACCAGAUGUGAAUCUUGGGAACAGAACAGCAAAUAGGCCACGUUGUUGAGCUGCAGUUGAAGAAGUAGUCCCACUGGUGAUAUGGGGUAGAGUUCCAGCCCAGUUCCCCCACACCCUAGACUAACAACAGGCCCUAGGCCACACCCUAGACUAACAACAGGCCCUAGGGCACACCCUAGACCAACAACAGGCCCUAGGCCACACCCUAGACCAACAACAGGCCCUAGGCCACACCCUAGACUAGAGCAACAACAAACUGUCCCAUCUUACACAGCCAAUACAGAGACCCUCUUCUCUUCCCACACCUACGUAUGGUAGAGAGCCAAGGACAAUGGCAGGAGACAAAUGUACUGCACCGCUUGAGCAACAAUAAAUAAUCAUCUAAAAAGACAAAAAAACUUUCCUAUGGAACAGUAAGUGCAAUGUGCUUUGUUUUUAUAUUGACUGAGAACAAAAAGAUAUAUAUAUUUUUUAAAAGAAAAAGAAAUUAAACAUCACACUGAAAUGGUUUGCGGAAAAGGCGGAAGGAUCAAAUGUAAAGAAAUCUAAGUGUUAAUGCACCGAUUCAUUAAAGAGAAUCAAACAAGCACCGAUGGAGAGCUCUGAAAAUGUCCAGAAUCCCAGCCCCGGAUUAGUGCUCUGAACAUGCAAGCUAAAACUAACCGCAUAUUAUUAUUGGGUGAAUAAAAAGAGCAAUUUAAUUGAAAAGACCUUGAAAGGGAUACUGUCUAAUAUAUCAUCAGUUUUAGCCCACGUCGAUUUUAGAAUAUAAUUUUUCCUGUAAUUUAUUGAUUUUCUUUUACAUAUCAAGACUCACAUGUUAACUUAGCGUAUUUGUGUUGUUGACGUUACCAUAUAGGACACACAUGGGUCCAAGAUUUUAUUUGGUUGCUUUGAUUGGUAUUUUUUCUUUCUUCAUUCCAUUAUUUAAUUAGUUGCAGUUCUUAGUGUAUGCAGAUUUUAGACUUAGUUAGAACUUUAUUUCAAUCAAAACGUGUUCAAUUGUGUUUGUAAAAGUCUGUGGUAGCUUUUGUUGCAACAUAAAUAAUUUAAACAGAAAAAAUUCAAGAUAGCGCCAACAAACUUGUAUUAUUUGGGCGACUUUAAGCUUGUAGUUUUAACUUAUUGUUAACUUAAAAACUAUUUAUUAUUAUUGCCUCGUAUAAAGUAUGUUUUGUGUAUAUUUAUGGUUUAUUUCAUUAUAUUUGCAAGUUUAAAAGAUUUUAAGUUUGCCAAAAUUGUGGUUACAUUUUCUUUCUUAAAAAGGGAACAAAUAGAUUAAAAAAAACAGCUUUAGAAGUACGAUUUGGAAAUGUUCUCCAUAGUCAAAGAAUGCACUGCUAUAUUUAACUAAUUGAAGUGUAUAAACAUACAUGCUGUGUGCUAGAUGUUAUGCCUUUACUGCCUGUGUUCUGUUUGUCUUGUUAAAUGAAAACCUUUUGAUUAUUUAAUCUAAUCACAGUCUUGUUUUUCCAGCCACUGAGAACCCUGGGGAGUGUCAGUCAGGACAUGGGCUGGGCCUGGGGUGUGGCCUAUCGCAGGCUCCAGGGCGGAGCCUGGACCUUAGGCAGUGCCUGAGGCUCCAUGUGCACUCAGCAUGCUUUCCCUCCUCCUGCUGAUGAACAGAACUACUGUAGUUAUUAGAAGGACCAUAGUACAGAACUCCAACAUGACAGCUGAGUUAUGUACAGUAGUUCCAACAGCAGCCAGGAGGAAAGCAUCGUUGGGGGUUACUUGUAUAGGAAAGGGGUCAGUGGUUCUUCUGUUUCUCGACCAACUGUAUUUUGUGUCUAUUUAUUUAGAAGAGGGGACACAGAGUAACUUAGUGACGUUCUUCUUACAACAUUUUCCUGGAAUGGUAGAACAAAUCAAAGGAGAAAAUGAUCAAAACAGAUCUACUGGCAUCAAUGUAUUAAUGUCAGUAGGAAGAUAUCAAAAUCUCAUACUUCCAAACAUGACCAAAUGAACAAUGACAAAAUGUAACAAAGAAAAUAAACCUUUCAGUUUAGUUUAGGAUAUUUAUUACUGGGAUUUCAGCUGAAGACGCUUGAAGACUUUUUCAUGGAAUUGUUUAAUUAUUUGUACUUUACAUGCCAGAAAAAAAUAAAAGGUUACAAAUC
This is a messenger RNA of Salvelinus fontinalis (brook trout), 6197 nucleotides long. Its product is annotated as ELAV-like protein 3. Gene Ontology annotation, cellular component: ribonucleoprotein complex. The record is from RefSeq and is a predicted model, not a curated record. The coding region runs from base 48 to 1202 and encodes 384 amino acids. The transcript is spliced from 7 exons. Gene Ontology annotation, molecular function: RNA binding. Lineage: Eukaryota; Metazoa; Chordata; Actinopteri; Salmoniformes; Salmonidae.